Molecule: messenger RNA, 3087 nt
Organism: Epinephelus fuscoguttatus (brown-marbled grouper)
Lineage: Eukaryota; Metazoa; Chordata; Actinopteri; Perciformes; Serranidae
Gene: atl1
Product: atlastin GTPase 1
Exons: 14
Coding region: 478-2169 (563 amino acids)
Biological process (GO): protein homooligomerization; endoplasmic reticulum organization
Molecular function (GO): GTPase activity; GTP binding
Source: RefSeq, a predicted model, not a curated record
UUUUUGUACAGUAGGUUCAUUUCUGCACAGUAGAUUUGUUUCUGUACUGGUUAUUUACGACGCUCCGCGAAGGCAGCGUGAGCUCCAUUCUCUGUGUAACUGCCGCCACCUUCCGGCGGAAGCUGUCAAUGUAACUUCACAGUACUCUCAAUGAAAGAGACUCGACAUCAAUUGCAACAGCCAUACUUAACAUUCUCGGUGGUUUCGCUCAUUCUAGCACAAUAUCCGCUGAACCACAGUCAUUUUUUCCGCAUUAUUCCUCCGCUACAUCACACCGAGCGGCCACAACAGACAACAGCGCCCCCUGGCUGCGUUCACGGGCCCCGCAUCACGCAGGGAAGAAAAGCUCCAUCAUCCUCCUGCGAUACGAGCAUCGUUUCGGUGGAGCUAGGGCAUCCUCCCUACCCUUCGACACUCAUGACUACCGACUAGGGCCGCUGAUUAACGGACAAACAGAGGGGAUAUAAGGACAGUAUAAUGGCCAAACACCGCAAAGAAAGAGACAGCUGGGGUGAGUGGUCCCUCAGUGACAAAAAUGUCUACGACUGGAGCUCAGAGGAGGAGGAGCCGGACGGACGGGCCCGGCCAGUGCAGGUGCUGCUGGUCAAAGAUGACCACACCUUCGAGCUGGACGAGGCGGCGCUGAGUCGCAUCCUGCUGGCGGAGGAGGUCAGAGACCGUGAGGUGGUGGCCAUCUCUGUGGCUGGAGCUUUCCGCAAGGGCAAGUCCUUCCUCAUGGACUUCAUGCUGCGAUACAUGUACAACCAUGCAUCUGAAGGCUGGCUCGGAGAUCCAGAGGAGCCUCUGACUGGUUUCUCCUGGAGGGGGGGCUCAGAGAGGGAGACCACCGGGAUCCAGAUCUGGAGCGAGGUCUUCCUGGUGGACAAGCCAGAUGGCAGAAAGGUUGCUGUGUUACUAAUGGACACACAAGGCACGUUUGACAGCCAGUCGACACUGAGGGAUUCAGCCACUGUGUUUGCACUCAGCACGAUGAUAAGCUCCAUGCAGGUUUACAACAUCUCUCAGAAUGUACAAGAGGACGACCUUCAGCACCUGCAGCUUUUCACUGAGUACGGCAGACUAGCUAUGGAGGAGACUUUCCUCAAACCAUUCCAGUCAAUGAUCUUCCUCGUUCGAGACUGGAGCUUUCCUUAUGAGUUUCCUUACGGACAGGAGGGGGGCAUGAAGUUCCUCGAGAAGAGACUUAAGAUCUCAGAGAACCAGCAUGAGGAGCUGCAGAACGUGCGCAAACACAUCCACUCCUGCUUCACCAACAUCUCCUGUUUCCUGAUGCCUCACCCCGGCCUCAAGGUGGCCACCAACCCACACUUUGAUGGACGAAUUAUAGAGAUCGACGGUGAGUUCAUAAACAACCUGAAGGUUCUGGUCCCGUGGCUUCUCAGUCCUCGUAACAUCGACGUGAAGGAGAUCAACGGCAGCAAGAUCACCUGCAGAGGCCUGCUGGAGUACUUCAAGGCGUACAUCAAAAUCUACCAAGGUGAGGAGCUGCCACAUCCGAAGUCCAUGCUGCAGGCCACAGCAGAGGCGAAUAAUUUGGCAGCAGUCGCGGCUGCAAAGGAUCUGUACAACAAGAAAAUGGAGGAGGUCUGCGGCGGUGACCGGCCCUUCCUGGCCCCCAGUGAGCUGCAGGCUCGACACAGCAACAUCAGAGAGGAGGCCCUGCAGGUGUUUCGGGGCGUGAAGAAGAUGGGAGGCGAGGAGUUCAGCCGCCGCUACCUGCAGCAGCUGGAGGGAGAGAUCGACGAGGUGUUUGUCCAGUACAUCAAGCACAAUGACUCCAAGAACAUUUUCCACGCAGCCCGGACGCCGGCCACCCUGUUUGUGGUCAUCUUUGUCAUGUACGUGGCUGCGGGCAUCACAGGCUUUGUGGGUGUGGACAUCAUUGCCAGCUUGUGUAACAUGAUCCUGGGCCUGGCACUGAUCACUCUCUGCACCUGGGCCUACAUCCGGUACUCCGGGGAAUACCGAGAACUCGGUGCCGUCAUCGACCAGGUGGCUGGUGCACUGUGGGACCAGGGGAGCACAAAUGAGGCUCUCUACAAGCUGUACAAUGUAGCAGCCAAUCACAGGCACCUGUAUCACCACGCCUUCCCCGGCGGGCCUCAGGUGGAGGAGGUUGCAGAGGAGCAGGACAAGAAGAGGGACUGAUUAGAUAAGACAGAGGACAGCAGGGACUUCCUGGUGAUGGACAGGAGGAGGAGGAGGGACAUCCUCACCCAUCAGGCACUCUUUUAUCCUGGUAUUGGCUGGUGCUGUCCACCAAUACACCCACUACUCUAAACCUAAUAACAGACUGUAUAAUGUUCAUGUAUCGGCAGAGCAUCCUCUCAGUGGGCGCCUGCUCUCAAAACGAUGGAUGCCAUUUAUCAGUGUCUCACUUUUCGUCUGUGAUAAAACAUCACCUGUACAGAUACUGUCUCCCGCAGGAGCCCACGGCAACCUCCGGUCACCUGUUGAUUUCACAUAUGAUGUUUUUUUUUUUUUUUUUUUCCCCUCCAUCAUUUGUCACCAUUUGAUGAUUUUCAAAAGUAUAGCCAAAUCUGUGAAACCCUCAUUUGUGACAAUUGUUCUGUUCUUUGAAGUUUAGUGCUGUUUAUAAGAAACAAUAUCUAUCGACCUGCGAUGUUUGAAAGCCAAAAUAUGUACUGUAUGUUAAAUAAUGACGCGUUACAAGCAUCAUCAGCAUGGUAAGUGGUUAAUGUCUGUCAUCUUUAAGCUCUAAAUCCAGGUAUACUUUAUAAAAAGUUUUAAUAGUUGUGACAAAGUGGUUAUUGUGCCAUAACAUGUAAAAAAAAAAAAAUGGUUUCACAUCUGCUGCAGCGUGGCUACAUGCAGACACUCAACGGCACAUUUAUUAGUUGUAUACAGUUUUUGUCCUGGAGGUUGAUUUCUGCAUCAGGGAGUCGCUUUGUGCUUUCAAAUAACAGCAGCACCGGGUGGGAAGACAAAAAUAGUUCAAAGUUUACACAACAUAGCCGACAUUAUCUCUCACUUUGUAGUCUGCUUGCAGUUUUGUAAUUACGCAGUGAUCCUCACUCUAUAUGUGUUUGGUCUUUGAGGUUGGGG